Diplodia corticola is the source of this 708-nucleotide messenger RNA. Its product is annotated as cytidine and deoxycytidylate deaminase zinc-binding region. NCBI's taxonomy places the organism in Eukaryota, Fungi, Ascomycota, Dothideomycetes, Botryosphaeriales, Botryosphaeriaceae. The transcript has 2 exons. The record is from RefSeq and is a predicted model, not a curated record. Bases 1 to 708 code for a protein of 235 amino acids. Gene Ontology annotation, molecular function: guanosine deaminase activity. Gene Ontology annotation, biological process: purine nucleoside catabolic process.
AUGCCCCGCUUCGCCCCAUUAACAUGUCUCCUACUCGCCAACGUCGCGUCCGCCGGGUAUGCUGUCGGCGUCCCAAAGCAAGACGUCAUCGCCGCGCCGCAGCGCUCCAUCAACGGCAUACCCUAUAGCACGCGCGCUUACUGGAUGCGGCGGGCCAACGCCGCCCUCGCGGAGCUGGGGUCGCCGUGUCCGUUCGCGGCGUUCGGGACCGUGAUUGUGAACCACACGGCGACGGAUGGGCUGGGCGAGCUGGUGUGCAUCGGGGCGAAUGCGAACAGUAGGACGGGGAAUCCGACGCUCCACGGGGAGACGGCGGCCAUCACGAAUUGCACGGCCGUGCUGACGGAUCCCGAGGGCGCGUACAAGAUGAAUGCGAGUGAGGCGCUCGACGCCUUUUCGCGGCUGAGUCUGUACACGAAUGCCGAGAGCUGCUCCAUGUGCGCGUCUGCCAUCCGGUGGGCGGGGUUCAAGGAGUACAUCUACGGCACCGCCAUCGACACGCUGCUGGCGCAGGGGUGGGGCCAGAUCCGGAUCACCUCGCUCGAAGUGUUCCGGCAGUCCAUCGACCUGCCCACGCAAACGAGGCUGAUCGGAGAGGUGCUGACCAACGAGACCGAUCCGUAUUUCUCUUGGCAGUACAAUCCCGAGUAUCCGUGUCCGGCCGGCUGUUCGAGAUUGGGAGAUUCAUGUACCGCAGAUGAAAAGUAG